ACCCCUCCUCCAGCUGCUGAUGGUCCUGUUGUAGGCAGUCUGCUCAUUCUCCUCAGUGAGAGGACAGUACACGCUCCUCCACAACCAGUCUCUGUCUCUCACACUUCUUGACAGUAUGUUUAAAACUGGAUAUACCACAAGCACACCUUUCUGGAGCAUUUGAGCACUCGAUUCAGGAGAAGGAAGAUCAAUCAGCACUAAGGUAUGAGGUGUGCUUGAAUAAACCAACAAGGAGGGGUUUCUUCCUCUUGACACUGAAAACUUCUAAAAUUUUGGACGUCCACAAUGAGUCUAAAGAAGAGGAAACCAAGCGUGGUGUUCAGCUGGCACAAGUCUUUCACCAUCCUUGCCCCGUGGAGAAAAGGUAAAGGGGAUAUUGUUUUAGAUAACGAGGUAGUACUCACGAAAAUGAAGCUCCUUGACAACUUCCCUGAGAAGCUUCUUAAUGCUGAGGAUUCCAUUUCAACCAUCUCCAUUUCAAUGUCUGAGCAGGACAACACAGAACAUCUCCAGGCUGAUGAGGUGAUCUCCAUCCACAGCGCUGCUCCUGAGACAACCAUCCCUGAAUCGAAAACAGACUAUCUAUCUUCCAUUUUUGCAGAUUCUGAGCUUCCAAGAUUGUACAAAUUUGAAUCUGAGGAUUCUGGGGUAGAGAUGACUAGUGGAGCAACUUCCCCAUCCACCCCAACUGGUUCAGAGCAAAGCUUUGUGGUCCACAGUAGAGAGUCUUCAUGUGACUCUGGCAACCUGACCUCUCUUGUACCUGCUGAAAAUCCUCUUGAAGACAGUUCAGACUUCUUGGAAACUGAACAAACAUCUUGUAAGUGUGCUAAUCAAGACUCUCUUACUGUCCUGGGAGACGGCACAGAGGAUGAGAAUGCUGAUGAUGAUUUAAUAGACAUUACAACAGAUUCAGAAAGGUCUGAGGACAGAACCCUGAGAAAUACCAUGGAGAACUGUGAAGAUGCAAUGGAAAUCAUGGCAGCAGAGGAGGAAAUUACAGACAGUGCAAUGGCUGAGGACACAAUGUCAAGGAGCCAGUGUUCUAUAGAAGCCUACGAUGGCAAAACAGGACCUGAAUUUCAGCAACAGCCUUUGAGGAAAAGUACAACCAGCAACAGUCUGGAUGAGUACAUGGAAGAGUGCUGCAGGCUAAGUGAGGUGAACCAAGCCAAUCAAUCCAACCCACUAGGCUCUGGACUGGGGUACCUAGAGCACAUCUGCCAACUCAUAGAGAAGAUCGGACAGCUGCAGGAACACAACCUUCGACUACAGAAACAGAUCUGCACCCUGCAGAAAGAAGGCCGAGUGAUCAAGACUAAAGAGGACUUUUUCAUGCAGCACUGUAGCUGUGGAGCAGCCAGCCUGGCUUUCCAAGAGCUCAAGAGACACUUUCGGAGUGACCACUACAGCCUGAUGGCAUCAAGCGGCACAUUGUCUGACCUCAGCACGAUCCCUGAGGUCACGCGCAUCCCCCUCAGGGCAGCCAUGAGAGAUGGUGAGAUGGGUUGCCAACCUGCACUUCCUGUUUGGAGGAGAGGUCUGAAUCGGAGGAGCUACACAGAGGGAGAGGCCAAGUACCUGAGUGACAGCGCUGAGGUCCUCUCUGCUCCUCACAGAAGGUUGAGUGAAAACUACACAUGGGGAAGAGUGAAGGAACUGGUAAAGAAGACCAAACUGAGAAACCAGAGCCGACUGGGACUGUCUUCAGGGUCCCUCAAGAGAUCCUGUCCACAGCUUUACCGCCCAGAUGUGAUGUCAGCAGAAUGGCCCAGAACAAACAGAAACUCCAUGAUCGCUCUGGGCCAUCAGAAACUGGACUAUCUGUGGUCACAGUAGUAUUAAUCAGACACUGAGCAGAUGGCCUGCGAUGGGGCAGCUUUUCCAAAAAGCAAAGGACAAAGUGGUGGUUUUUGCAAUUCGCAGAUGGUUUUUCCAGACUGAGGAACAGGAUGGGAGAGAAAUGCACAAGAAAAUGAUGAACGGGAUUUGAGUAAUGAGAGAAAAAAGUUGGUAUCGUGUGUGUAUAUAAUACUAAAAGAGAUGUUUAUAUGUUGAUGAAAGUGUAAAGUUGACCUGUUGAUGGAGCUUGUUUGUGUGACAUGACAUUUCUGCGAAUGUCAUUAAUUCAGAUAAAGCACUCAUUAGAUUUGUCAGCUAAUGAGGUACUAUUAAAGACUGUAUAAACGUGGAAAAAUGAUUUACAGAAUGUGAUCAGACAAAGUGAAUUACAGUAAAUCCUUAUGUAUAUUCUAAUGUAAAUUUCUGCCAGGACAAUUUACCAAACACUGUCCUAAUUGUAAAAUACUUGAAUUGCAUCCAAAUGAUAACAAAUGUUGAACAUGCAUGCUUUAACUUUAUAUAGAUCAUUUUGUACCACUUUUAUAAGAAGUGCCAUGUGUAAGUGUGUAUAUACAGACAUAACAAAUAUGCAUGUAUGUAUCCAUGAUGCAUGGAUCAUAUG
This is a messenger RNA of Labeo rohita (rohu), 2464 nucleotides long. RefSeq lists its product as uncharacterized. The coding region runs from base 286 to 1839 and encodes 517 amino acids. Lineage: Eukaryota; Metazoa; Chordata; Actinopteri; Cypriniformes; Cyprinidae. The record is from RefSeq and is a predicted model, not a curated record. The transcript has 8 exons.